AUGAUGUCCACUCAGGCUCCAGCAGAAAACAGGUCGAUGUUUUCCAUCGAGAGGAUUCUGGGUUUGGAACUGCAGAGACCUGAAAACUGCCUGAAACUCCACCGACCCUGGACAGGUGAGGAACAGAAACUUUAGAUAUCUCCUCAUGUGUAUGUAAUAAUGUGUUUUUGUGAAGUAUCAGCUCUUCUUUCACCAACUCUGUGUAGACUUUAGUGGACCCAGCAGACCAGGUUCAGGAGUCUGAAAAUCACAUGUGGUCCUGAUAAAGGAUUUCAGCUGCUCAACAUAUCAGGGUCUCCUUGGUCCUGUUUUUGGGGGUCAUGAUGCUACAAAUGUUUUCAAUGGGGGACAAGUCAGGACUGCGUAGAUCCAUCAGCCGUUAGGACUUUCUUUCACUCCUCCUCGGUCUACUUUUCUAUAAACAGGCUCAGUCAUGGUGGAGAAGUUGGACUCUUCCAUGACGCCCAAAAGGAAUGUAAAAUUUUGAUUUAGUCACCUCUCAGCCCACCUUAAAUGGGCUCAGGUCUAGAGAAGUCUCUUUUUACCUGUUCUUAAAUCUUUAGAAACAUGUUUGUCCCACAGUGAUCAUAAAUAUAUUUUUAUUUUCUGGUGAGUUUAGAGGCCGGAGCAGAGAAAGAGAACAGAGGGAACAGCUUGUCUCCAAAACAACAACACUAUCAUCACCAUGACCUUCAUCAACAUGAAGAGCUGAACUCUGUCAGACCCUCAUCGAGCUGGUACAUCGGACGCAGACCUCGAACAGCCUUCACCAGCAGUCAGGUAGCCAAUCAGUCAGUCAGGUGAUCAUUCAGACAGAGGGAUCCAGAGAAAUUUUUUUAAUAUUGACAGAGAUUUGAUCUUAAUCUAAGACAUAAAGCUUUGUCUUCAGACUGUCAAUCUGUGUGUUUGGUGCAGGUGGAAGUCCUGGAGUCCGUGUUUCAGAUGAACUGUUAUCCAGGGAUCCAGCUGAGGGAGCAGGUAGCAAAGAGGCUGGACCUGGACGAGGACCGGAUACAGGUUCAGUGAGCACUUUAUCUAAAACAGAAAUAACUCUUACACUUGUAUUGAAAACAGAAAAACACCCCACCAUGCUUCCUCGGCCUGGUGUCCUGAAUCCUCCAUCUUUUGCUUAGAUCUGGUUUCAAAACCGGCGUGCCAAACUGAGACGUUCACUCAGAGAGUCUCGUCUGCAGCUGGUUCAGACGGCUGUGGCUGACCUCAGGGUUGGUCGUGAGGUUGGAGGUCAGCUGAAGGUGCAGAGGGAACCGAACCAAGCCUCUUAUCUACAGCUGGAGGUGGAGGAAGAGGAGGAGAGAUGCUGA
Xyrichtys novacula (pearly razorfish) is the source of this 1322-nucleotide messenger RNA. The record is from the annotation of a GenBank genome assembly. NCBI's taxonomy places the organism in Eukaryota, Metazoa, Chordata, Actinopteri, Labriformes, Labridae.